Molecule: messenger RNA, 1703 nt
Organism: Ipomoea nil (Japanese morning glory)
Lineage: Eukaryota; Viridiplantae; Streptophyta; Magnoliopsida; Solanales; Convolvulaceae
Exons: 4
Coding region: 98-1474 (458 amino acids)
Source: RefSeq, a predicted model, not a curated record
CUCCAAUCGUUAACUACAUUAAUAUUAUCAACUUGCACUCAGAUAAUAACAUUACUCUCAACCUCUCAAUUCAACGACUAUCCUCACAUCAGGUGGGAUGGCAGACAGUUAUACCAGCACUACUUCUGAUCAACAGAAGCAGGAGGUUGCUUUGGACAUAGGCAACUUAAUGGAUCUAACGAGUAACAGAGGAAUUGAUAAUGGAAAGGAAAUAGAAAUAUCAUCUUAUGAAGAAUAUCCUAGGAAGCGCAUCUUCUAUAAACCAUCUUUGGUAUCCAUUGGACCCAAGUACUCUAAAGAGGUUGAUCAAGUCAAGGACAAGGAAUACAAGAAUAUAUAUAUGAAGUCUUUUCUCGAAAGGGAUGUGGGACACUCGGUGGAUGAGUAUCGGGGAUGCCUUAGGAAUCCAGAGAUGAAAUUGUUGGACAAAGCCGAGAAUUAUUAUAAGGAAAUUGAAAUUACCUACCCCCAUACUGAUGAAGAGCUGGUAGACAUGUUGUUGCUUGAUGGUUGCUUUGUGGUGGAGUUUGUUCUGAAAUGCAAGGAAGGCGGCAAUGGUGAUCCCCGCCGUAGCUUUGAAGGGAAGAAAGCUCGUGAAGACAUGCUUCUGUUCGAGAAUCAACUCCCUUUUGACGUCCUCUCUGCCAUUUAUAAGAAAAUGACUACGGGUAAUACUGACGAAGUUCCUAGUUUCAUAAGACUGGUGAAGUUCGCUUUUGCAUCUUUAGCACCAAAGUUUACCAUUAAUAACUUUCAUGAUGACAAUAAGCCUCAACAACCCAUGGAUCUACUCCAUGUUGUCUACAGUCUUUGUCUUCCGAGCAAUGCCCAAACCCUAGUUUCCCAAGCCGCAAAAGGGAAUGAAGAAAAUAUGUGGCUAAAAUUAAACCAUAUGAACAGUGCCACAGAGCUUAAAGAGGUUGGAGUUAGGUUUGACAAGAUUGGACAAGUCUUCAAUAUGCCAAAGAAAUAUGAAAAUAUUCCAUCACCCGAAUAUAGUGGUGCCAUUAGCUUGUUCGAUAUAACCUUUCAUAAUGGGGUAAUGACCAUACCUUGCUUUAAAGUUGACAACUUCACUGAACUAUUCUUCCGAAACAUGAUUGCCAUGGAGCAGCGCUGCGACACACUAAACCCCAAAUACUUCACCGAUUAUACGAGGUUAAUGGACCACUUGUUGGACACCAAAAGAGACGUCACUUUGCUCCGCAAGAAUGGGAUCAUUCAAAACCUCUUAGAUGAAGAUAAUAAGGUGGCCUAUAUUUUCAACAACCUCAGUGUUGAGGUAGAUACUUCCACCAACUUCUACUUUGCGUCGGUGUACACAGCUGUGAAUAAGCUUUGUCGCAAAAGAAGUCAUGUGUGGAAGCAGAAACUAAAAAAAUUCUUUUACGCUCUAUGGAAGGUGCUUUCUAUUACCUUGAGUGCUAUCUCGUUGUUGCUUUUGGUAGUUGAAGCAUAUAAUAAUAAUAAGUAGUCUACCACUUCAGCAAUGUGUACGUACUAGUACUCUAGUAUAUACUAAUAAAGUCCAAGCAAUGUAUGUUAUGUUGGAAGGUUUGUAUGCAGCUCAUCUAGUUUGUUAGUGGUGAUUGAUGAGCUUAUAUAAGAGUUUGUUAGUAGUGAUAUGAUGUUUUCUUGGUGAUUUUGAUCUAUUGUAAUUCAGUUUGGCUAUAUAUAUAUAUAGCCCUGUUUCUUUGUUUUUA